AACAUCACAUGAUAGUGAUUUUGGGAGCGCGGACGACUCAUGAUGCUUGUUUCUCUGGUGUAACGUUUCAAGUGAUAUAGAAAGUAGGCUAAACCAGGCAAAUGGCAAGUUUAUAUUGUAUUUAAAUCCACACAGGAAACAAUGGAUACGAAGACUGUUUUCUCUCUAGUCUUCUUUGCCUUUUUAGCCGCGAAUAGAACUGUGGUUUCCGGGGCCCCUUCCUUCGCCAUAGACUACAAGAACAACUGCUUCCAGAAAGAUGGGAAGCCUUUCCAGUAUGUCUCCGGCAGUAUCCACUACUCCCGCAUCCCUCACUACUACUGGAAAGACAGACUGCUCAAGAUGUACAUGGCAGGACUCAACGCUGUACAGAUUUAUGUUCCCUGGAACUUCCAUGAGGAAAAGCGGGGUGUUUACAACUUCACUGGGGAUCGAGACCUGGAGAACUUCCUGGAUCUGGCCAAUCAGACUGGCCUCCUGGUGAUCCUCCGCCCCGGACCCUAUAUCUGUGCAGAGUGGGAGAUGGGUGGUUUACCAGCUUGGUUGCUCCAGAAACCAAACAUUGUACUUCGCUCAGCAGAUACAGACUACCUGGAGGCAGUGAACACCUGGAUGGCAGUGCUGCUCCCAAAGAUGAGGAGAUGGUUGUAUACAAACGGAGGGAACAUUAUCACUGUGCAGGUAGAGAAUGAGUAUGGGAGCUACUAUACGUGUGACUACAACUACAUGCGGCAUCUGAGGACCCUGUUCCAGUUCUUCCUGGGGGACAAAACUGUUCUCUUCACAACCGACGGGAACACGGACCGGGAAAUGACCUGCGGGACCCUGGAGGGAAUGUACGCCACUAUAGACUUUGGGACAGACGUCAACAUAUCCCAAGCUUUUAGUCGGCAGAGGAGAUUUGAACCAAGAGGCCCUCUGGUGAACUCUGAGUUCUACACGGGGUGGCUGGACCACUGGGGGGACCAGCAUGCUCAGGUGGACACCCAGAAGGUCAGCAGGAUGCUGGGGGAGAUGCUCAGCAUUGGGGCCAGCGUCAACAUGUAUAUGUUUGAAGGAGGGACCAACUUCGGCUACUGGAAUGGAGCGGACCAUGAUAACAGGUUUAGGUCGGUAGUGACCAGUUAUGACUACAACGCCCCUCUGUCUGAGGCAGGAGACCCUACAGAGAAACUACUGGCCAUACGGAACACCAUCAGCAAGUUCAGAGACAUCCCUGUGGGUCCCAUGCCCCCAGCCUCUCCCAAGAUGGCCUAUGGCUUUGUGACUCUGACAAUGGUAGGGAACCUCAGCAGCCUGUUGGACACGCUGUCACCUCAGGGUCCUGUCCGGUCACUGUACCCUCUGUCUUUUGAAGAGAUGAAGCAGUACUAUGGCUUCAUGCUGUACCGGACCAAGCUGCCCAGGGACCUGCCAGAAGACACACCCCUAAUCUCUCCUCUGAAUGGGGUUCAUGACCGGGCAUAUGUCUCCGUCUGUGGGGUGUUCCAGGGGCUGCUGGAGAGAGACACGACUCUGGUGAUGAACCUAACAGGGAAGCAGGGGGACCAGGUUGAUGUUCUAGUAGAGAACAUGGGACGAGUCAACUUUGGCAGCAAGAUCAACGACUUCAAGGGCCUGUUGAGUAACCUGAUCCUUGGUAAAGAUGUGCUGACAGAUUGGCAGAUCUACCGUCUGGACAUUGAUGGAGCCAUAGCCUCAGGAUGGCCCCAGUCAGGCCAGCGACGCUCUCCGCCCAACCCAGUCAGAGGGCCCUCAGAUGGGCCAGUCUUCUACCAGGGCACCCUGCCUCCCAACGGUCUGGCCUGGGACACCUUUCUCCGGCUCAAUGAAUGGACCAAGGGACAGGUGUGGAUCAACGGGGUGAACCUGGGCAGGUACUGGCCUAAGAGAGGUCCCCAGCAGACCCUGUACGUCCCGGGGCCCCUGCUCAGCCCCACCCAGCCCAACAACAUCACAGUCCUGGAGCUAGAGAGGGCCCCUCCUCACACCAGGGUCCUUUUCAUGGACCGGCCUCAGCUCGACAGCACUGCUGGCAAGACAUCACAGCUACAGACCACAGACAGACAGACAUGACAUCACAGCUACAGGCCACAGACAGACAUGACAUCACAGCUACAGACCACAGACAGACAGACAACAGACAUGACAUCACAGCUACAGACCACAGACAGACAGACAGACAGACAUGACAUCACAGCUACAGACAACACAGCUACAGAUCAGACAGACAUGACAUCACAGCUACAGACCACAGACAGACAUGACACCACAGCAACAGACAACAGACACUACAGCUACAGGCCACAGACAUCGCAGCUACAGGCCACAGACAUCACAGCUACAGACCACAGACAGACAUGACACCACAGCUACGACACCACAGCUACGACACCACAGCUAGACAACAGACAUCACAGCUACAGGCAACAGACAUCACAGCUACAGACAACAGACAGACAUGACAUCACAGCUACAGACCACAGACAGACAUGACACCACAGCUACAGACAUCACAGCUACAGGCAACAGACAGACAUGACACCACAGCUACAAGACAGACAGAAGACAAGACAUUACCUCAGAGAAUCAGUUUCUUCAUAGUUGACACACAGAGACGACAGCCAGCCAAUCAAUCAAUCCCUCCGAAUAAGUCUCUGUCCAACCACUUAUCUGCAGCAUGAGCUAAUACACUCCAAUCGUCUAUCAAUCAAUGUAUGAGUAGCAUAUCCUGUAUCAAUUCACUUCAGCACUCGUUUCUACGGACUUCCGUCUAUAACAAAUGAAACAACCUCUGAGCCAGACUUUCAGUUUGUGUUCCUCGGUCUCUGCUGCAUCUGCAAAUAGAAUGUUCUGUUUAAAGGCAACUUAAGGUUUGGUUUUCAGUGUUGAGCUCACGCAGGUAUGAAUAAAUAGAUGACAGUAUUAUGGUAAUCAUUGUUUUGACAUGAUUUAAUAACAUGAGUUGCUGUGCUUCUGUCAGAUACUGUCCGUUUUGGCACGUUACUAUAUACCCAUUUCAUAAAAACACUGUGUACAUGAAUAAACAGUUUCAUCAUCACA
Molecule: messenger RNA, 3063 nt
Organism: Oncorhynchus mykiss (rainbow trout)
Lineage: Eukaryota; Metazoa; Chordata; Actinopteri; Salmoniformes; Salmonidae
Gene: glb1l
Product: galactosidase, beta 1 like
Biological process (GO): carbohydrate metabolic process
Molecular function (GO): beta-galactosidase activity
Source: RefSeq, a predicted model, not a curated record